UUGUGCGAAUCGACACCAGUCCCCGACUCUCCGUCCUAGACUUUUCUUUGAGACCUUUUCCACUUCAGAUCUCAUCUAAGAGAAGCUCACUGAACUUAAUUUGUUGUUUCCCUCUCUUCUCCAUUUCUCCACUCCAAUGGCGGACGAAUAAACUCAAAAUUUUCACUCCCCUUUCUCUCUCCAACUUUCUCAGAAACUGUCGAAAAUGGGAGUAGUAAUCGCGAGCGAAGUAUGGGAGCUAAAUCCGUCAGUUUACAUAUUCAUUAUCGUCGUUUCCUUCUUAUCAAUUUUUCUCCUUCCUCACUUCUCCAAUCGAACGACGUCGUCUUCUUCCGACUCCAAUGUCGUUUCUUCGUCUUCUUCCUUCGUCAAAUUCCAGCGGAAAUUCCUCUUCCUUUACUCUCUCUCCUCAGUGUUGGAAGGUUUAUGGUGGGUUUACGGAGAGUAUGAAAUGGUAAAUAAUGGACUCACUAAGCAGCAGAUGAUAGUAUUGCUAUCUACUGGAUGUUUAGCUUCGCUAAUUCUCGGUACUUUCUUAGGCAUCUUUUCUGAUGCUAUAGGCCACAAGAAAUUUUGUCUUCUAUUUUCCAUCCUACAUUUGAUCAUGGGUGUAUGGAAAAUGCUUGCAGCUCAUCCUGCUAUUUGGGUAGCCAACAUCUGCUUGUCUCUUGCCAGCUCCAUAUUUUCAUUCAGUUUCGAAAGUUGGACGGUGGUCGAACAUGAUAAGCAAGGGUACAGGCAAGAUGCAUUGAAUGAUACAUUUUGGUUGAUGAGUUUUUUUAAGUCAACAUCUUUAAUAGUUAGCCAAGUUCUUGCAAACUGGGCAUCAGGCCAUGAUUCAGAAAAGAGUAUAAUUUCUCCUUCAGUCAUAAUGGUGCUCUUAGCAACUGUCAAUCUUGCUUUCACCACCAGAGGAUGGCCAGAAUCUCCAGCUAGGGGAAGGCUUAAGGAGCAUAGAGCAGCUUUUUUGGCAUUUAUUUUUGGAGAUAAACGGGUAUGGCUAUUAGGAUGUGCCCAAGCUUGUCUUCACUUCUCUAUUGCUGUAUUCUGGAUUCUAUGGGCACCAGCUAUAGUGGCUGAUGGGCGUGAAAUGCAAUUAGGGUUGAUGUAUCCAUGUUUACUGGGUGCAAGGAUGCUCGGAAGCACUGCUUUUCCUUGGACCCUGAGUGGAUUACUAUCACUUCGUAUUGAAGACUGCCUUUUGUAUGAAUUCAUCGGUGCUGGAAUUAUCCUGUCUAUUGUUGCAUAUGAUUACCAGGAAAUAGGAGUUUUUGUUGCACUUUUCUGCGUAUUCCAGGCUGUUGCAGGCCUAAUAUUGCCAACUCUUGCCCGUCUGAGGACCAUGUAUGUGCCAAAUGAGUUCCGUGCAGGGAUGAUAAGUUUGUCUCUGGCUCCAGCAAACGCUGCUAUCCUUUGUGUUCUAAUCCAGGGUGGCUAUUACAGGAAUAUCAAUAAUUCUACUAUACUUUCCUUUGCUGCCCUGGGCUUAUUCUUGGCAGCAGGUUGCAUGUACAUGUUGAAGCAUUUGGGCAAACAGCCUCACCAGAGCUGGCACAAACAAUGAUCCUAGCAUAAUAGCAUUUUCCGAGGUUAAUGCUGAUGUUUGGGUUUUACGAGACCCUGGUGCUGAUUUUAAGCGAAACAAAGCCCAAACAGCAAGAAGUUCAAUUACUCUAUGAAGUUUUGAGAUAGAAAUUACAUCAUUCAAUUUUGCAUCCUAGAUGAAGCAUUCCGCUGCAUCAGCUGAAGAAAGUAAUUUAGAAGGAGGAAAUACUAGCCAGUCAUGGAAUGGUCAACGAAUUCUUGGAUAUAAGGAACCACAACUUCUUAUUUUUCCUUUUCUUUUUUGCUGUAACUGGAGCACUAUCAUUAGAACUUUCGAGAAUUUGUUUGCUUCUCACUGUUUUGACAUUUACCCAGAUGGUUGUAGAUUACAAAAAGAAAAGAAAAAAAAAGAGCACAUUGUUGUAUAAUUUAAUCCAAGUAUAUAUCUAUUUAAAAGUUUAUAAUUA
Molecule: messenger RNA, 2012 nt
Organism: Spinacia oleracea (spinach)
Lineage: Eukaryota; Viridiplantae; Streptophyta; Magnoliopsida; Caryophyllales; Amaranthaceae
Exons: 9
Coding region: 206-1564 (452 amino acids)
Biological process (GO): molybdate ion transport
Cellular component (GO): membrane
Molecular function (GO): molybdate ion transmembrane transporter activity
Source: RefSeq, a predicted model, not a curated record